AUGACUAAGAACGAAUUGAUGAAGUUAUUAGGAAUAGAAGCAUUAAUGAAAAAAAAUUCUAAAAAUAAAGAAUUUGAGACAAUGCUAGAUAUUGUAUGUGACUUCCUAGUAUGCUGCAGAAAGUUGACAGGAGGUGUUUUGCCACCACAAGAAAGCACAAUAUCUAAAGCAAACUCGAGCUUAGUUACUAAUGAUACUAGUACAACAGAAUCCACUAAAAAUUCAUAGCAAUAAUAGCAGCCAAUAGUAGGUGGAGCUAAUGCUCUAAGAAAAGCUGGUUCUUAAGUACGAAAGCCAAUUCCAUAACCAAAUUAAACAGCUAAGACUUAAGCGAACUGGUUUUAACAGAAGCAAGAAGCUGAAGCUAAACCUGUAAUUGAGAAAAAGCCUGUGAAUCUUUAAAAACAUAAUAGUAAUCAGCAGGCUGAAGUAGAUGACUGGGAUUUAGAAGAGGACUCGAAAGCUGAUGGAUAUCUACCAGUUACUAAAACUAGAGUUCAAAAUCAGUAAUAAGAUCCUUGGGGUCAUGUUUAAGCUAAUAAUAGACCACAAACUAGCAAUAUAAUAAGUGGAUAAUAGAGAUAUAUACCUAAUCCAUAAUCAAUGAAAAGGAAAGCUUAGGCUACGAAUGAUGCUGGCGAUAUUGAUGAGUUAGAUGAUUUAAUGGGUUUCGGAGGAGGAAGUGAAGAUAAAAAUCCUGGGAAAAAGCCUGAUCAAAUGAGAGAUACUCUUGGAUUCUUAAAAAAGUCAGAACAGGAAAAGAAGUUAAGAGAAGAAUAGAAAAAACAAAAUCAAUUAGACUAGAAUUAGCAAUAUAAAAAUAUGAAUGAACUAAAAUAUUAGCUGUCUGGAUAUGUACAAGAGAAUGAUGGAUAGUUUGAUUACAAUAUGGGAGCAUUAUCUGCAUCAAGUAGACAAAAUAUUAGACAAUAUUACUAAGAUUCAAACAUAACAUAAACUGAAAGCUAGGAGAUAAGAAAGCUGCUAUUCAAAAACCCUAACAGCAAUUUCCAUGACUCUUGGCAUUAAGGAUUUUUCUUCGAUUAAAAACUCAAUUAUGGCAUAUACUAGAAAGAAGGAGGACCUUGUGGUAUUCUUGCAACUGUAGAAGCGUUUUUCCUUAAACAUUUGCUCUAUAUUUCACAAAUAUAACUUUCUAAAAUUCCAAAGGAAAAAAGAGAUAACUAUAUAGCCGCAGCAAUAGUAGACAUCCUUUUAAAUUCUACAGAUGAGAAUAAAUAUAAAAUUAAUCUAGUGAUACCUGCAAGCUCCCAAAAUCCUAAGAAUCCAAUUAUCCCGACAUAAUGCUAAAAACUCAUAAUAAAAACUUUUGACAAGAAAAUUCUAUUUGAUAUUGUCAAGGAUAACAUUAACUAUUUUGUGAGUGCAGAUGGGCAUGGAGUAAUUUUGCUUGUGUACUCAGCUAUUUUAACAAAAGGAAUUGAUAAUAUUAAAUCAGAUAUGGACGUUUAAGAUAACGCACUUCUUACAGAGCAUGGUUAUGCAUCUUAGGAGCUUAUUAAUUUAAUGCUUGUCGGAAAAUCUGCAAGCAAUGUUUUUGAUGGAGAUAAGGAUAUUGGAGAUAACUUUAUUUUAAAAGGAAUCCAUAAGCAAUCUGAUGUCGGAUUUUUAACUUUGUUUGAGGCAUAUGGAUAUUUUUAGGUUGGAAAUUUUCUCAAGAAUCCAAAAGUUCCUAUUUGGAUAAUAUGCUCUGAGAGCCAUUAUAGUGUAAUUUUCUCAACUGAUUUCUCACUUGCUUCUAAAAAGCAGCAAGUUUUCGAUCUAGUAUACUAUGAUGAACUAGCGAGACAAGAGGAUGAUUAUAUAAUGACAGUAAAGCUUGGUGCCUACAAGGGACCAAUCAAUCUUUAGGAGACUACAGAAAUGAUUCCGCCAAUAGAUGCUGUAAUUAGAACGAAAUGGGAUCAUGGCUUAGUGAGCUGGAAUGGCAGACAAGCUAUUCUCUGA
Stylonychia lemnae is the source of this 1968-nucleotide messenger RNA. NCBI's taxonomy places the organism in Eukaryota, Ciliophora, Spirotrichea, Sporadotrichida, Oxytrichidae. The record is from the annotation of a GenBank genome assembly.